Centruroides sculpturatus (bark scorpion) is the source of this 3095-nucleotide messenger RNA. It is a transcript of the gene AMPKalpha, whose product is annotated as 5'-AMP-activated protein kinase catalytic subunit alpha-2-like. The record is from RefSeq and is a predicted model, not a curated record. Gene Ontology annotation, molecular function: protein serine/threonine kinase activity; ATP binding. The transcript has 16 exons. Lineage: Eukaryota; Metazoa; Arthropoda; Arachnida; Scorpiones; Buthidae. Gene Ontology annotation, biological process: protein phosphorylation; intracellular signal transduction. The coding region runs from base 55 to 1602 and encodes 515 amino acids. Gene Ontology annotation, cellular component: cytoplasm.
AAAUUGUGACGUCAUUCCACCAGUCUCAUCAGCCAUCUCGUAAAUUUAUCAAAGAUGGCGGAGAAGGGGCAAUCGUCUACUCAAGGCGGACAACCUCUGGUUAAAAUUGGACAUUACAUUUUAGGCGAAACGUUAGGAGUAGGCACAUUCGGGAAAGUUAAAACUGCACGUCAUCAACUUACUGGUCACAAAGUGGCAGUCAAAAUUUUAAACAGACAGAAAAUAAAGAAUCUUGAUGUCGUUGGCAAAAUAAGGAGAGAAAUACAAAAUCUGAAGCUGUUCAGGCAUCCUCAUAUUAUAAAAUUAUAUCAAGUUAUUAGUACUCCAACAGAUAUAUUCAUGAUUAUGGAGUAUGUUUCUGGAGGGGAACUUUUUGAUUAUAUUGUUAAACAUGGCAAGCUGAAAGAAGCAGAAGCACGGCGUUUCUUCCAACAAAUAAUUUCUGGUGUUGAUUAUUGCCACAGACAUAUGGUUGUGCAUAGAGAUUUGAAGCCUGAAAAUUUACUUCUGGAUCAAAACUUAAAUGUUAAAAUUGCUGAUUUUGGUUUAUCUAAUAUGAUGAUGGACGGAGAAUUUUUAAGAACAAGUUGUGGUUCUCCUAAUUAUGCAGCUCCUGAAGUUAUUUCUGGAAAACUAUAUGCUGGUCCAGAAGUAGAUAUUUGGAGUUGUGGUGUGAUUUUAUAUGCUCUUCUUUGUGGAACUUUGCCAUUUGAUGACGAACAUGUUCCAACACUCUUCAGAAAAAUUAAGUCUGGAAUAUUUCCUCUUCCUGAUUAUUUAAAUAAAUCAGUUGUAAACCUUUUGGUUCACAUGUUGCAAGUCGAUCCAAUGAAAAGAGCAACUAUGGAAGACAUUAAGAACCACGACUGGUUUAAAAAGGACUUGUCAGCCUAUUUGUUUCCUUCUCCCAAUGAUGCUGACGCUUCCAUCAUAGAUACGGAUGCAGUACAAGAAGUUUGUGAGAAAUUUAGUGUUCAAGAAAAAGAACUACACAGUGCUUUAUUAAGUGGAGACCCUCAUGAUCAACUUGCUAUUGCUUAUCAUUUAAUUGUGGAUAAUAAGAGAAUUGAAGACGAAACGGCCAAACUUGAAAUUCGAGAUUUCUAUGUAGCCUCAAGUCCUCCUCCAACACUCUUGGAUAGUCCGGCACGUCCACAUCCAGAAAGAAUGGGAGCUGGAAGGCAAAGGAUGUUGAGUGGAGGAAACAGUACUGACAAAGGAAAGGGAACGCCGAUGAAACGAGCAAAGUGGCACUUGGGUAUACGGUCUCAGAGCAAGCCAUUUGACAUAAUGAAUGAGGUAUAUAGGGCCAUGAAAGCACUGGAUUUUGAAUGGAAAAUAGUUAACCCCUUUCACGUGAAAGUAAGGAAACACAACACUGUUACAGGAAAAUAUGUAAAGAUGAGUCUACAGCUGUAUCAAGUCGAUUACAAGAGUUAUUUGCUGGAUUUCAAGUCUCUCUCUAGUACUGAAAGUCCAGAACAAAAUAAAGGUUUUGAUUCUCUUACUUCCUCAACGGAUUCGAACAGUCAGAACCAGUCUCACAACACGAUGGAAUUCUUUGAGAUGUGUGCCGCCCUAAUCACCCAACUGGCUCGCUGAAGGCAACUUUCCCGACUCUUAGCGACGGAUUUGUUUUUUAUUUGACUCUUCGGCCGGAAAGCUAACGGACAGAGCGUGGGCACCAUUCUAACAUUGGCUUGUGGCCUGAUCGUCCUUCAUGCAAAUAAUCAAAGAUGAAGAUGAUCAUCAGUACCUGAAAAUUUGUAAAAGCCGCGUCUUUGUUGCAGUAUCACCCUCAUCCAAAAAGCAAAUGUAAUCGAUCAGGGGGAAAAAAUAUCUUAACAAAAAUUAGAUGGCUUAAUCAAAUUUAAUCAGAUAUACAUUUUUUGUAUAUAGUGUAAACAUUAUGCGCGAGCUACGUGUAAUCGGAGACGUAGAUAAUUUUAUGUAUGGUACAUCGAGAAAAUAUUCAGUCUAAGAUAUUAGGAAAAAAAAUUUUUUUUUUUUUUUUUUUGUUAAAUUUGGACAAGCUUUUGUUUACAAUGUAUAUGUAUAUUGUAUUGCAUUUGAAUCACAGAAUUUAUAUGAAUAGUGAUAAAUAAACACUUAUUCAUGAUGGUUUAGCUUAGUUUCAAAUGACUUCUAUGCUCUUUGAGACCUUUCCUCCCAAUGUAUUGUUUUAUCAUAAAUGAACUAUUUAUGAUAAAACAAUACAUUGGGAUACAAUAAUUUUCCCACUAUUUUUCUUGAGCUCAGUGUUAGAGAUUAUGCUCCCAAAAAUAGUAUUAAAUAUAUAAGACACAUAUUGCAAAUAGGAAGUACGACACUUCAUAGUCACAAUGUUAAGUGAAUUUAAUUGAUGAGGUACAAGAGGAUUAACAUUCUUACACAAAGAAUGCAAUCACAGUACUUGAAGCAAAUUCUUCUGUGACAAUAUGUUCUUCCAUAUUUCAAACAAAACACUAAACUUUAUGCAUAAUUUUAAUAUAAAUGCAGAAGUGUUGAUUGUAUUUCUCCCAUAGUGUGCCUCAACCAAAAGUAUAAUAAUGUGAAUUAUUGCAAGAUAGUUUUCUAUUAAACUCAUCAGGGAGAGAUUGUGGCGCUUAGUCCUGUUUUGGCACAGAUUACGCAGGCUCCACACCUAUAAGCCUUCACACCAACCCUUCCCACCAAGAUAAAUCAGCAACAGAGAAAGACUAUGUUUGUUUUCCAGUCUGAAGAUUUUUGCAGAUAACAAGCAUUUCUGUCCAAAAAGGUAAACCUUCUAGGCUGCAAUUUUCAAAUAUUGUAGAUCUAUAUAUUCCCACUGGCAUUGAUCUGUUCUUAAUCUUGGAAAUGGAUUUAGAUAGAUGAAAGCCAAUUGGAUACGGAGAGCUUAGACCCUGAUUAACUACAUACAAUUUUAAAAUUUUCUCCCAAAUGGAGUUGGAUGACCAGCAUGACUCCACUAACAGGAAAAGUAUGGUGUACAGGGUCAAGACACUACCAAAUUGAAAGCAUUGUGACAAUGUCACAAUAAUUGCCUCUUCCUUUUUUAUAUUUGAGUUCAUGUUUAAUGGGAAAAGAAAAACAUGUUCUAUCGUAAUUGCCCA